UUGGACUGUCCUGCAGGCCAAACAGACUGGUAUACAGAGUUCAUCGGAGAAACAUCUUGCACUACAUAUCAGCGUCUUCGACAACUAUGUGAUCCCGAAUACGAAGUUAGAGAGUGGAUUGCGGCCUCUCCCUCACCGGGCGACAUCUGCGACUCGUUCGACGGGCGGUGCUGCUGCAAUUACAUUGCAUUCUCCCUCGGAAUGCUCUGUUUG
This is a messenger RNA of Punctularia strigosozonata HHB-11173 SS5, 213 nucleotides long. RefSeq lists its product as uncharacterized. The transcript has 2 exons. Lineage: Eukaryota; Fungi; Basidiomycota; Agaricomycetes; Corticiales; Punctulariaceae. The record is from RefSeq and is a predicted model, not a curated record. The annotation marks the transcript as partial.